AUGGAGGAGAAAAAAAGACGAACGAAAAGAAUCGUGGCCGCGGAGGAGAUGAAGGCUACGCGAGAGGAUCGGGUGUUGCGAAAGUUCGAGGGCGUGAAGAACAGGUGGGACAGACAGAGACAGUUGAUAAAGGAACGGACGAAAAAGUGUGGAGAAACCCUAGCCGACCAGGGGGAGAAAUAUCGGGAACGGAACGAAUUGAACACUCUCAUUGAGCAUCUCAAUAAAGAGGAGAAAAAAAAAGUGAACUGGACGGAGAACUUACGAGCCGAAAGCGCAAGCAUUAGAUUUAAAGAGGCCGUGAAAAAGGGGAAUCCUGAAGGGGGCCUUUGCAAAGGAAAUAGGGAUAUAUUCGAAAAGGUAUUUGAUGGAGGAACAAUUAAAUAUGGAACCCCGACGGAGAAGGAUCUCCCUGUUUAUGGAAAACCGAAGGAACGAGAGAAUUCCACAGUUGAGGAGAAAAACGAUUCCUACUUCACGAAUAGAGAUGUCAAGAAGAAACUCUACCAGGGGGAGAUAAUCAACAAAAUUAAGAACAACCUCGAGUUCGUUUUGAAAAAUUUUGCCAUUCCAUUGGACAGUGCCUUCGUUGUGCAGGGGAAGAGGGUCGACGUUGGUGAUAUGACAACUGCCGAUGAGGUGACAGAGGAGGAACUCCCCACUGCAUGUAACAUAGAGGACACUACCCUCUCCCUCCAUUCCAUACAUGACUGUAAGGAAACCCUCCCUUCGAAUGAGCAGCCUCUACGAACGAGCCAAUGUGUGAUUAAAAUACGGAACCGAGGAAAGAAAGUUAUCACCAGCUCAAUUGAGCUUCAGAACACAUCUUCCGGAAUAGUUGUCUUUACCAUUUCAUAUAAGAAAAAACUAAAACUCGAAAAUGAAAUAUUAAGACAGAAGGAUUAUCUCUUCUUCGAUGAUCAGAAGAACUACACGCUGAUCAUUUCUCCGAAUGUAGGUUACCUAAAGCCGGGGGAGAAGAAGUUCAUAAGCUUCACUUUCUUUUUUCACUACUUGGUGAAUACCUUUGGGGCCCUCACCAUUAGGUACUUGUGUAACGAGCAGGUUUUCCAGAAAGACAUUUCGGUGCAGGUGGAUUCUUUUCUUGAGAAGGAAGCGACCUCACUGUGGAGGAAUGUUUCAUCAGGAGGUUGGUCCCUUACUGACAACCUUGUCCACACGGAAAACGGACAAGAAGGGGCAUCCCUAAAGAAUCGUCUGAAGAGCUUCUUUUUUUACAUCAAGGGAAAAGCCUUCUCAUCAGCUAGGCAUUUUAGUAACCAUGGAAGUGAACUUACACUUGAGAUGAUGGUGCAUUCUAAGAAGGAUAGUCGCGUGAAAGUUUCACACCCCUCAAGAAUAUUCACUUCAGAGGGAAGUUCAUCCAAUGGAGAGGAAAAUAUAGAUGAAAAUCACACGAUCAAUUCUCUAUGUAGGGAUACCUCCACAAAAAAAAACAUGAGUGGCCCAUUUCACGAAUCAGUUAAACAGUACGUAAUAACAUUGGUAAAGUCGCACCUUAGCGUGCACGGAGGAAAUGAAGAGGAGGAAAUCCCUUUGAGUGCACAUAACAACAUUUCUACGCUCACACAUCCAAAUGAACACCACUCCAAUCAUACAUCCAAACGAGGAAAGGAAUCUUCAAAAGGAGUUAACGGUGGAGUAUCACCUCCCAAUAUAUAUCAGGAACAUAUGGCAUUGGUGAAGGACACUUUUUUUAAAAACCUUUUCAGAGAACUCUCCAAUGCAUUGAAUAGGAGCUACUUCUCUACUCUCCUACAGAUGGCUCUUGAGCAAGCUAUACUGACCAGAUCUCACUCCUUCUACCUGCGUCGUUAUUUCGACAUCAUUGAGUUCGUCCGAAUGACUAUGCUGAUGGAAGAGAAGGUGUCGGAUGGCAUCCCAACAGACGAAGAAACUAUUUUUGUUCAAACGAAUGCUCAUCUGAUGUGUUACAUAGUUCAGUUUAUUCGCGACCUGUACAUAUCGAAGCAGGAGAAUGACCAAGUCAAUAACAUCAAGGAUGUUAUUUUUUAUUUUCUCUCUUCUGCCUUUCUGUGUAUACGUCAGGGUGUUAGAAAUGUAAUUCUGUUUGUAGAUGCCAACAUAGGGGAAAGUACUUCCUUAAGGGGGGAGGUAUACGGAGGAGAGGGAGAAGGCAUUUCCCCCUGGGGAAACUUUUUCAACGCGCUGUUCCACUCCUUCAUUUUUUCCUACGUGAGGGAGUUUCUCUUUGCGCAAGGCAAGACACACUACGCUUUGCAUUUCGUUCGGGGGGAGUCAGGCGUCUCGCAGGUAUGUGAAGCCAUUCUCGGUCAGCAUGGCAAUGUCAAGGAGGAUAGUAGUGACUGUGUGCCUACUCAAGAUGCUCAUGACGAUGCCACCUACAAAAUUGACGAUGCAGAUGGAAAAACACCCCCGGAGACACACCUGGAGGAAAACUUCUUCAAAAAUUUUAAGGUUGAUGAGGAUUACGCGAAUUGUUUUUUUGGCGACAGUGGGGGGGAGGGACUACCCCAAGGAGGAGGGGAUAAAAAGGGGAUCAUUGCUUUUGUCGCGGACAAGAAGGUGUUUGCGCGUGCGGUGUAUAAGUGGCACUACGAUAGGUUACUGGGGAGGGUGGCGAGUCGAUUGGCGAGUCGAUUGGCAAGUCGAUUGGCAAGUGCGCAGGUGACUCAGCCGGAUGACCCAGGUACAGUUUUCCCCACCACGGAUAUACCCACCAGUGAUGUGUUGACUGAUGGUGCCCCUCCCCCUGGUGAGGCGCCCGCACUCAUAAAGAAAAAAACUGCUACGGAGAAGAUGAAGAAAAAAAAAAAUGCCAAGGGGGAAAAAGGUACACUAUGUCAAGGAAGUAUACCCCAUAAGGGACGAUUCUCCGCGGAAGAAACAAUGGACCAAAACAAUGCCAAUACUGAUGAGCCAACGGAAGGCAAACAACAACACUUCUGCACGAACUAUCACCUCGAGAUGUUAUUCCAAAUUUUUGGAGCUCGAAGGUAUAUUAUAGAUGACCACAUCGAAGCAGACAGAAAAAAAAAGUGCAUGCAGUCUAUGCGCGUGCCGCAGGGUAUAGAAAUAGAGGUAGGGAUGGUGGCCGCGAAAAUAGUUAACAUCCUGCCCUUCGUGUUCAAUAUCAUAUCUGUGAAUCAAUUGGAUAAACUGUACCGACAAGAAAGACACACCAACUAUUUUUUGUAUGAUUAUUUUGUAUGGAGGAACCGAGAUCGCCUGUUAGAGGCAAUGCGAAAGUUGGUGCACUACGUGGACGAACAGCGUGAUAUCUCCGACAAAAAUAACUUAUUUAGGAAAAUCCCUCUCCCAUGCGAUUAUAACGUGGGUCCAUUGAAAGAGAAGAAGAAGAGGAACUCAACUACCAUACGACAGGAUGACACAUUUAUUGUGGAAGAGAAUGACACCUCCCCCAGAGAAGCACCUCCUAAAUACCUAUGGAUCAUAUCCCCGAAUACAGAGAACGACCUACUGGAUAUGUCAAACUUCAUCAACAUGGUAGAGUGGUUGAAGAUUCUAAAUUUAGCUAUUUGUAUGAAGGUGUCUGAUGUGUACAUAUGUGGGCAGUUUUUUUUUUUGUUUUUAUUUUUCAUGUGUAAUUCGGGUUCCUUGCCUGGGCGGUGGUGCAAAGGAGGGGGAAAACAUAUCAACCAGACCUACCUCCGAAUAUAUGGAGAAAAUCCUACCAGGAUGUGUCCCUCUAAUAGAAUCGCACAUGAACGGAAUCACCACGAUUCCCACCUUGUCCAAGUGGUUUUUUUCGACGUGAGGCACUUCCCAGAACCCCUCCUCCUCAUGCUCAAAGUCAAUCUAUUUAACAUUCUACAACUAUGUGAUAGGUACCAAAUCAGGUUGCACUUCCCCCAUGACAUGUUCCUACACCUGAGUGAAUCCACCCCCCGGAGCAACACCUCCACAAGCCCCCUUCUCCUCUCCGUGUCGUAUUGCCGAUUUCCACACAAAAAUUACAGUCAAAUGAUACAGUCCAGUAGGAGGAAGUUCCUUCGCACGUAUGGACACCGAUUGGCGAAUCUGCAAAUCGUCACCAGUGAGAUAUUCAAGGGGGGAGAGAAACAUUGCCAGGGCCAAAUGGAAACUACUAACACGGGCGAACAGAACGCCAAUAACCAUCAUCAGGAUGAUGACCAUCAAGAUGACGAUCAUCAGGAUGACGACCAUCAGGAUGACGACGUCGAAGUAGUAACCAUUCCUGUGGACCCACCACCAACAGAACAAACCGCUUCACCUCCCAAACGAGUUCGAAUCUGCUCCCACGAUGUCGGACACCAAACUUUAAAUAACAUUUUGAAAGAAUUGCUGAGAGCAGAUAAGAUACUUUGGUUGUGUGGGGCUUUCGAGAGGAACUCAGCACAAGGAUCCCACCCCCCCUACAGCAGUUUGGAGGUGUUCGACUGCCUCGUAGAUGCGCACAAAAUGAGAUCAGGGGAAGAGACAAAAAAGCAUCAUCAGCAGAACCACACAAAUCAAUCAAAGGAAGACGAGUUCCAAUUCAACCCUCUCGACAAUCAAGGAGUUGUAUACGUGAACAACCUCAUCGUGUUCAAUGAGGAAGUGUACUCCCUGUACCAUCGCCAACCGCGGAAGGACAUUAACAUUCCCUUUUUGUUCCGCAACCACAAAAUACUGGUGCAUCUCUUCGACCGAACCUUUCUCCCGUCGGGGUUUUUCUCUCCGUUCUAG
Messenger RNA from Plasmodium knowlesi strain H, 4713 nucleotides. RefSeq names its product conserved Plasmodium protein, unknown function. The record is from RefSeq and is a predicted model, not a curated record. The coding region runs from base 1 to 4713 and encodes 1570 amino acids. NCBI's taxonomy places the organism in Eukaryota, Apicomplexa, Aconoidasida, Haemosporida, Plasmodiidae. The transcript is spliced from 3 exons.